Salvia splendens (bonfire salvia) is the source of this 1509-nucleotide messenger RNA. RefSeq names its product epoxide hydrolase A. Gene Ontology annotation, molecular function: catalytic activity. The transcript is spliced from 4 exons. The coding region runs from base 414 to 1352 and encodes 312 amino acids. The record is from RefSeq and is a predicted model, not a curated record. NCBI's taxonomy places the organism in Eukaryota, Viridiplantae, Streptophyta, Magnoliopsida, Lamiales, Lamiaceae.
CUCUGAUUCAUAGUUUUACAGUCUAUGCAUAUUAAACUAGUGUGCGCGAUGCUGAGGCGAGCAUAGAUGUAUGUGGCUAUCUAUGUGCAGAGUGUCGCCGGUUGUAUGCAGUUUUGGUAUGCAUAGUAUGAAUUUGCCUAAUUCAAUGGAUUUUUAGUACGUAUAAUUUGGUAUGUAGUAUAUUUUAAUUCAGUCGAUUCAACUUGUAUUCUUUAUUGUUAGCGGCAAUAAUUAGGAGGAGCAAUCCAUAAAUAUUGUUGGGUUUCUUAUUGUUUAUAUUUAAAUUAAGUCGAGCAUGUUGUGUGAGUGAUUUAAAGCAGGUGCCAAUGUAAGUCGAGUAGCAAUCUAUUGUUUGGAUUGCAGAUUCAUAGGCAGGCCAAAAAUAAGCAAGCAAGUUCUUCUCAGCACUGUAAAUGGAAGAAAUAGAACACAAGUACACCCAAGUCAACGGGCUGAAGCUCCAUACUGCGGAAAUCGGAGGCCGCUCUUCGCCAUCGGUUGUCUUCUUACACGGAUUUCCGGAAAUAUGGUACUCGUGGCGCCACCAGAUGAUCGCCGUCGCCAAGGGCGGUUUCAGAGCCAUCGCACUCGAUCACAGAGGAUACGGGCUAUCCGACCCGCCGCCCCGACCCAACCAAACCACAUUCGCGGAUCUCAUUGCUGAUCUGCUUGCUCUCCUUGAUUCUCUCAACCUUUCCAAGGUUAUUUUAGUUGGUAAAGAUUUUGGAUCACGGAUUGUUUACUUAUUCUCGCUUCUUCAUCCUUCGAGAGUAUCAGGAUUUAUCACACUAGGAGUGCCUUUUAUUCCUCCAAGUCGUCCCUCAGCUGUGAAGCUCCAUAGCGAAGGCUCCUACAUCUCUAGAUGGCAGGAACAAGGAAGAGCCGAGGCUGAUUUCAGCCGGUUUGCCACUAGGACUGUGGUAAGAAAUAUAUACAUUCUUUUCUCGAGAAGUGAAGUGCCAACAGCUCUGGAGAAUCAGGAGGUCAUGGAUAUCGUGGACUCAUCGACUCCUUUACCCCCCUGGUUCACUGAGCAAGACCUCGACGUAUAUGCUUCUCUGUAUGAGAAAUCCGGAUUCCAAACUGCAAUGCAAGUACCUUAUAGAUCGUUAAAUGAAGAGUUCGGCAUUGCAAAUGUGAAGAUUGAAGUUCCUGCAUUGGUGAUCAUGGGAGGUAAGGACUACUCGUUGAAUUUUCCUGGGAUUGCGGAAUACAUAAAGAGUGGAGUGGCGAAGACUUACGUGCCCAAGUAUGAAACAGCAUUCUUGCCAGAGGGUUCCCAUUUUUUGCACGAACAGUUCCCUCACCAAGUUAGUCAGCUAAUACUUGACUUUCUUUGCAAUCAUAGUUGAUUUUGAGGUGAAUGGCAUACAUUUUCAUCUUUUUUUUCCUUGUAUCCUAGAGUUUAUGUUGAUUACGGCACACUAUUAAUUUCACUAGUUUAUAACUAGUGAAAACCACAUUUUUUAUUCCUAAAUUUUGUCAUAAUAUUACAUGUGGCCGAUAUUC